This is a messenger RNA of Orussus abietinus, 648 nucleotides long. RefSeq names its product 40S ribosomal protein S11 (gene RpS11). The record is from RefSeq and is a predicted model, not a curated record. Gene Ontology annotation, molecular function: structural constituent of ribosome. Gene Ontology annotation, biological process: translation. Gene Ontology annotation, cellular component: ribosome; cytosolic small ribosomal subunit. The transcript has 5 exons. NCBI's taxonomy places the organism in Eukaryota, Metazoa, Arthropoda, Insecta, Hymenoptera, Orussidae. Bases 15 to 482 code for a protein of 155 amino acids.
UUCAACGAAUCAAGAUGGCUGACCAGACCGAGCGUUCAUUCCAACGGCAACCAACAGUCUUUCUUAACCGCAAGAAAGGCCUUGGACCAAAGCGCCGGAAGUCUAUGCGAUACAGUCGCAAUGUUGGCCUGGGAUUUAAAACACCACGUGAGGCCCUUGAAGGAACUUACAUCGACAAGAAAUGUCCUUUCACUGGUAAUGUCUCGAUUAGAGGACGUAUCCUCACUGGAGUUGUACAAAAGAUGAAGAUGCAAAGAACCAUUGUUAUAAGAAGGGAUUAUCUACAUUAUAUACGGAAGUAUAAUCGAUUCGAAAAACGACAUAGAAACAUGAGUGUUCACCUCAGUCCUUGCUUUAGAGAUGUGGAGAUUGGUGACGUCGUGACAAUUGGCGAAUGUCGACCUCUUAGCAAGACUGUUAGAUUCAACGUUUUAAAGGUCUCCAAGGGAACUGGAUCGAAAAAAAGUUUUAAGAAGUUUUAAGUGAUACUUGAUGAAACAGACGUUGAAUGGCAACACCUGGGAGAACAGCUGGAAGAUGGAAGUCAGAAUUAUGACAACUGGGUGUUUUAUACAAUAAUCGUUGCCAUUCAAAUACUGUACCAUAAGGGAAUUAAUAAAUCUUAUGGAUACGUCCUUAAAAAACUUA